AUGGACGUUCACUACCAGUCCCUUCUGGAUCAUACAUUAAUUACAAGUUCUGUGCCCAGAGGCUCUGGCCAUUAUGAGGUGAAACCAGUGCUCGUCAGACUAGCGAGCCAGAGCCAAUUCCAUGGGCUGCUCAACGAAAGCCCUUAUGAGCAUCUACAGAACUUUAACAGGAUUGCUGCCACCUCCAAAUCUCACGGCAUCACGGAGGAUGCUGCAAAACUGAUACUGUUUCCAUUCUCUUUAUCUGGAGAAGCCAGGAAAUGGUUCGAUAACCUUUAUCCAAUUCCUGGCUCUUUUAAGGAAGCAACGCAGGCCUUCAUAAGAAUCACUCCUGAACUAAGGAUGUCCUUGGAUACAGCGGCAGGAAGCUCGCUGAUGGGGCGCUGUGCCUCAGAAGCGAGGGCUUUAAUCGAGAAAAUGACGGCCAAUCAGUCAAGAAAACAGGCGCUGCACAAGGCUGGGGAAUGUGAGGAAAGAGCUUUCGAAGACCAACAAGGUCCGCAGGUUGCUGAGUGCUCGACUGAAGAGGCUCAGAACCCAGCGGAAGUCUACUAUAUGGCUGGCAGAAAUGCCCCUCAAUUCCAACAAUUCCAAAAGGGGCAGGCUCAAGGCCCCGCUAGACCGCGUCCUCAGCAACAAUUUCAGAGGCCACAACAGUUCGCUGCGCAACAAUCUCAUCAAGGGGGAUAUUAUCCACAUCAACAGCAAUACUUUCAAGCUCCCCACUUUCCGCAGCAGGCACCUACAUUUGCUCAACCUCCCACAGCGGGCCAAGCACCGCUGAGUCUGGAGGAACUCUGGAGGAACACAGAGCGAGCAAAUCAGGAGUUCCAAAGAAAUACUUCUGCCUCGAUCAAAAUGCUGGAAAUACAAGUCGGGCAGAUAGCUGAAGCUAUGAAGCUAAAGCAGAAGGGAACGUUGCCUGGGACAGUCGAGAAUAUCCCGAACCAAGCAAAGGCCAUCGAAACAAGGGGAGGAAAGCGGACACAAUCACCACCGCUGCCAGACAGAGGUAUUAAGCAUUCUCCUAACCCUAUUGUUGCUAACGUGCCUGUGCAGGAUGAAGUUAUACAGAUUCCGACUGAGGAGGAAGGCUCAUCCCAACCUCGAGCGAUACCAGCCGCUUGGGUGCCUGAACCGAAGGAAAAGGGUCCCGCUCAGCCUUUGGCUCGAGCCCCCUUUCCCACACGACUUGGGAAGAAGGACAACUCCAAGGAAUUUGAUAAGUUUGUGCACACUUUUCGUAGUAUUCAAAUUACUAUACCGUUUGCUGAUGCUUUGUCACAGAUGUCACAUUACGCUAAGUUUAUCAAAGAUAUAAUCGACCGGAAACGGGCAUUCCCUGACGAAGCGGCAGCGGUGCAGCUGGAGACAUUACGUCAACCUCAGGAAGAGAAUUUUGAUUUUAUCAAUGAGUUAAAUGAAAUAACAACUUUUGAGAGCUUUAUUACACUUGAAAAUCUGGAAGGAAUUUCAAAUAACGGGUCACUUGAGCUGGAAGCUGCAGAGGAUUCAACAGAGGCAAGCGGUGACACGCCAGCGCUCACUGAAUCCAUUGAACGAGCGACGAGGGAACCAGCCAGCGACACCAACAUAAAGGAUGAGCUGAAGAAAUUACCUGAACACCUCAAAUACAUAUUCCUUGGCCCAGAGGAGAGUUACCCGCUGAUAAUCUCCGCCUUACUAUUGCCGGACCAAAAGGCUUAG
This is a messenger RNA of Andrographis paniculata, 1707 nucleotides long. RefSeq lists its product as uncharacterized. The record is from RefSeq and is a predicted model, not a curated record. NCBI's taxonomy places the organism in Eukaryota, Viridiplantae, Streptophyta, Magnoliopsida, Lamiales, Acanthaceae. Bases 1 to 1707 code for a protein of 568 amino acids. The transcript has 4 exons.